This is a messenger RNA of Aethina tumida (small hive beetle), 1976 nucleotides long. Its product is annotated as src substrate cortactin. The record is from RefSeq and is a predicted model, not a curated record. Gene Ontology annotation, cellular component: site of polarized growth; actin filament; plasma membrane. Bases 274 to 1770 code for a protein of 498 amino acids. Gene Ontology annotation, biological process: regulation of actin filament polymerization. NCBI's taxonomy places the organism in Eukaryota, Metazoa, Arthropoda, Insecta, Coleoptera, Nitidulidae. The transcript is spliced from 4 exons. Gene Ontology annotation, molecular function: actin filament binding.
AUUAGUGACGCAUGUCCUCAAUAAAGUUUUAUAUUUUAAUUUUGAUCGCUGCGUUGGGUGAUUCAUCCAUCUUGAUAUGUCAUUAGGGGGGCUGGGUCUAUUCGUUUCCUCCUCAAAAUAAACCGUUUCCUGCAGAGAUAAGCAAUUAACUAGUAAAUGAGAGCUAGUUACCGUCGAGUGGAAAUUGUAAAUGUGUAAAUGCAAUAAAUAAGUGUACUUCGUACGUGUUUUGUGUUUGUGUUAGUAUUAGUACAUAACCUGCUCAAUAUAAAUAUGUGGAAAGCCGCCGCCGGUCAUCAAAUAAACACAAAGGACCAGAGUUUCGAAGAUGAUGAAUGGGAAACUGAUCCGGACUUUGUGAAUGAUGUGAAUGAGGAACAGCAACGAUGGGGCACUUCAGGAAGAACAGCAGGUGCCAUCGACAUGGAACAAUUGAGAAAAGAGACUGAAGCCGCAGAUGCUCAAAAGAAGAAAAAACAAUUGGAAGAAACGAACCCCGGUUUCGGCUAUGGGGGUAAAUUCGGUGUGGAAACCGACCGUAUGGAUAAAUCAGCCGUGGGUCAUGAAUACGUCGCAAAGAUUGAGAAACAUGCGUCACAAAAAGAUUAUAGCACCGGUUUCGGUGGGAAAUUCGGUGUACAAACGGAUCGUGUAGACAAGAGCGCCGUUACUUGGGAUCAUAAGGAGAAAGUCGAGAAACACGCUUCGCAGAAAGAUUACAACGCUGGAUUCGGCGGUAAAUUCGGUGUACAAAGCGACAGACAAGAUAAAUCAGCUGUUGGUUGGGACCAUGUUGAAAAGCUUGAGAAGCAUGAAUCCCAGAAAGAUUACGUUAAAGGAUUCGGCGGUAAAUUCGGCGUCCAGACCGACAGGCAAGAUAAAUCUGCGGUGGGUUGGGACCACCACGAAGCCCCCCAGAAGCACGAAAGCCAGACCGAUCACAAGAUUGGAUUCGGUGGUAAAUUCGGCCUACAGACCGAUAGGGUGGACAAAUCGGCUGCAAAUUUUGACGAACCCACUAAAGUUGGGACGAAUUAUACAAAGACAAAACCAGAUAUUGGUGGCGCUAAACCCUCAGAUCUUCGUGCUAAGUUCGAAAGCAUGAGUUCGGAGAAUAAGAAAAACCCUCCAUCUGUUCUCGCACCGCGAAAAGUGAUUAGCACGCGGGCGGCCGCCUUCACCAAUAAUGCCACAACUGAAGAAACAACGAAAUCAACUCAAGAGGUCGUCACCCAAAAGCCUCAAAAGUUGGACCAAUCGAAGAUGGCUUUCUUGACACAAGCACCCGAGCCGGUUAAGAAAGAACCGAUUGUAAUUGAAAGGGAAGAGGUUCCUUCACCUACUGUUACUGAAACUGUGAAUCCACCACCUAAGGAAGAGGAACCCAAGAAGACCUUGGAGGAGGCUGAACAAAUUUUGCAACAAACUCAAGAAGAAAUUGAAUUAAUUAAUAAGUUGAGAGAGGAAGAAUUGGCUGAGAAGGAGGAAAGUAAUAAGCCAAUGGAGGAACCUGAGGCUAUUUAUGGUAAUUUGGAACAGAAUGUUGCUGCUGCCGCUAGUGGGGAAGAAGAAUGGAGUGACGAGAUUGUUGAUACAGGAUUGACAGCAAUUGCACUAUACGAUUAUCAAGCUGCGGCUGACGAUGAAAUUUCGUUUGAUCCUGAUGAUAUCAUUACUCACAUAGAACAGAUAGAUGAAGGGUGGUGGCGAGGAUUGUGCAAGGGAAUAUAUGGCCUGUUUCCGGCAAACUACGUACAAUUACAACAAUAAUCACAUCAGGAAUUGCGUUGUACUUAUUUUUAUCCGUUGAUUUAUUUUUUUACGAACAAAUGUUGAUAAGUAUUAUUUUGUAUCAGAUUUUAUAACGGUAUGCUUCCAAUAAUAAAUUUUAUAGUUAUUUAUAAAUGUAUAAUUUUUUUACAAGUUAACUCUAACAUAUAUUGUAUAUAGAGAAAUAAAUAUUAUGAAUAACGAUA